Messenger RNA from Pocillopora meandrina, 11793 nucleotides. NCBI's taxonomy places the organism in Eukaryota, Metazoa, Cnidaria, Anthozoa, Scleractinia, Pocilloporidae. The record is from the annotation of a GenBank genome assembly.
AUGGACAACUGGGUUUAUGAUGUCUACGUUUCGGAUUGUUUGGAAAACAGAAGUAAGACUCCUGCAAUUUUAAAGAAUUGAAGUGCGAGAUCAAUAAAAGUGUUUAGAUGAGAGUUUAUGUUUACAGUCUAAAAACGGUUGUGUUGUUAUAUUCACGUGUGUAUUGUUAAGAAAUAUAUUUUACAAAAGCAAUAGAGGACUUUUUCCUAGGUUUCCACAAGUUCAUCGAAACCGGCCAGGGUGAGCGAUCGUGCAUUGAGAGAGUACUCCAAAGUUCUGCAUUUCCGGCUUAAAUAACUCCUUUAUGGUGGCUAAAACACUAAAAAAUCCGUAUCGCUGACAGACAAUGAGGUUCAAACUUUCCUAGAAGGGGAAGAAAACCAAUACACUAAAAGAAAAACCGAAAGUUGCGUAUUCAGUGGCUUUGGUGUCAGCAUUUCUCUCGGCUGAGAAUGAAAAUCGACAACUGGAAGAUUUGCCACUGGCCGAUUUUGGCCGUUUACCUGAAAGACUUCUUCUGUCGGAGAAAGUCAAUAUAUGAGAAUUUUGUAAAUUGAAAAUUACGACCAUUGUUGUUUUUGAAAUCAUGAUUCAUUGCAUUUUUCCAUGUUAAGAGUUAGCGCCAACGCACUCUACGAUUGUUAUUCGAGGAUUGUUGAUUCACUUAUUUUCAUUCAUUAAUGAAGUCGGCUUUUCUUCCUAGUAAAGAGCUAUUGUGUUUAUAUGAUAAACAAAAUAAAACAUGGUUGCUUGUAAAUAUGGAAUUUCUCUUCAACUCGAAGAGAAAUUCCAUAUCUACGCGCGCCCAUGUAUUAUUCUCUAUUUAUUGUGCUCCCAACCCCCCACCCCAUGUAUUAUUCUCUAUUUAUCAUGCUCCCCCACCCCCAUUCUAGAGAAAGUAAGGCAAUAUAAUCAUAAUUCCUCACUUGAAUUGCCUCAUUAUAUAUAUAUUUCCAUACGUUUAAAAUACAGCCUUCAAAAGUUUGGAUUCGUUUAUGUAAAUUAUGUAAAUAAACACAAAAACUCCGGAACAAACAAAACAAAGACUGUAGGAGCCAAAAACACCUCCAGGCACUACGCUUUGAAUAUCGCGUACUGUCUUUGGAUUUUAUAUGAUCUGGGAUCUGCAAUAUGGUUAGGCGAUACGCUCCAGUCUCCGAAUCGAGUUCUGGCUGAACGUAGACGAGUAGACUCAUAUAAGAGUUGCAAUUGACUAACGAUAGAAACGGUAGAAACAUCUAAACGACUAGAAUGAAAAGCAAUGCAUUUUGUCGCUUUUAGAAAACUCAAUAGCGAUACAGGUGCAACGCUUAGCGAGCUUCCAUUCAGUUUACUUUCUCUCUGAGUGAAAAAAAAAAAUAAUCGAGGAUGAUGACUGAGAUACCCUAACCAGCAACUGCACAGAUCACUAAGAGGGAAAUUAGAUAGAAUGGGGAACACUCUAUAGGGUCUCAAAAAUAAACACAUAACUGCAGCUGCUUGCCAUCAGAGGUAUAAGAACCACCACUUUGAAUGUAGUCGAUAACCAAAUUAUAAAUAUUGGUGGGUUUUAUUGCUACAGGGAAAGGCAGAAUGUCGACUUUUCAAAUGGCAAGUAUCAAAAAUCGGAAUCAUCAUGAGGAGAGAAGACUACCUUUAUCAACCGGAGUUGGAGUUAAAUUAAAUACAAAUGCAGCGGUAGAUCAAAAGAAAUAAACGUCGCCGUGUUAUUUUAUUUUCUAAAGUUUUGUCGGCUGGAUCAUUUUUCCCGUUUAAUAUUAUAUAUUCUUAGGUACUAAGCAACAGCUUUUAAAAAAUUAAACUCUAUGAUCAAGGAUAUAGCUCAUCUCUGAUAGUAUUUUGCAGUUUGACCACGAUAGAGUAACGGACUUGGUCCAAAUUAACGCAAAUCAGGUGUAUGCUUCCAUACAAAAUUCGGCUUAGCUGCAGUCAAAUUAACAUACCCUAAUUACUUCCUUUAUGAUCCCGCCUGUGAGACAGUGAACGUGAGGCUGUCAAUAAAUGUCUUAUUCAUGAGAAUAUUUUUAACUUAAGAUAUGAGAUUAAUUUAAUUUAAUUAAUUUAAUAAUUAAGAAAUUAUUUCAUUAACAUGAUAAAGUUGGUGAUUAAGUGUUGACUGUAAGAAAACCUUUACGGGCCUGUUGACUAAUUAUUUUAGCUUUAUACCUUAUCCCUACAAACUGGGUCUCAUUCGCACUCUUGUUGAUAGAGCCUACAAGAUCAACAACACAUGGUUGGGUUUCCACGAAGACAUCUAGAAACUCACUGAAAUCCCUAAAAAAGAAUUUUUUUCCAGCCAAUCUGGUUCAAGGGUUGUCAAUCGACACCUCACGCUCACCGUGAUGAGUGCGAUUCCUCGGUCUCCGUUUCAGACGCUACUACAAACUUUUAUUUUAAAUUACCUUACAUUGGCUCUUUUUCUUUUGUCACGCAAAAAAGGGUUCGCCAAUUUGCUAAGUGUUAUUGUAACAACAUCGAUGUAAAGUUAGCUUUUUCAUCUUUUAAAAUAGGCGAUAUGUUUGGGGUGAAAGACCCUAUCCCUCGUGGGCUCCGUACGUGUGUGGUUUACAAGUUUUUAUGUGAGGGCUCUAACGCCUGAUAUGUCGGCGAAACCCCUCGACAUUUAUCCACACGCGUACAAGAGCACUUGAUAGGACCUCUCACAUUUCAGACAUUUACAUGAUUCUCCACAAUGUCGCACUCUUUGUUCUGAUGAGUGUCUUAACACCUUAGAUCACGCUGCCACAACUUUUCAACUUAAAAUCAAAGAAAAAAUUAUCACCAAAUGAAAAAUCGACUCAAGAAGUUUUUUAAGGAAAAAAAGAAAAUAUUGUGAACCGAAAUUAAAAAAAAUUUAAAAUAUGCCUCGUAUUUCAAUUUUGAAAUGUUUUCUAAGCCAGUUAAAUUUCCUUCUUUAGUGAUAUAACUUCUCCUAUAAACACCAAAAGCUUUCAAAACUGCAUUCAAGGUUUCUAGAAACUAUUCAUCUUCAUUUAUUUGAUAUUCAGAUAUUGAUUCUCCAGAAGAAGCUGUUUUGCCGGCGAUUUGGGUUCACAUAGAUACGGAACUUUCUUUGAAUUAACGACGUACAGGUGUAGUGUAGCUUACUUGUUGUUCCUGUUCAGUUGCAGUCAAAACGUCUUACGACAUCUACAGAUAUCAUAUGUCACACAUUUGGAAAGCUAAUUUCGAGUCUUGAUAGUGGUGUGUUUAUUCUCUAUCUCUAUUCCUUGGCUUGUUGUUUUCUUAUUCAUUCUGAAAAGCGCCUUUGGUCAAAUUUUUAGAGGAUCGAGGUACUUCGUUAUUAGUGAGGUAUGUUAAUAAAAUUUAAUUCGUUUACAAACUUUUGUUUUCGGAAGAGGAGGUAAAGCGAGUUAAAAUGGGUGGAGGGAAGUUAUGGAAAAUCCUCUGUAAGCCUGUGGAAAAUUUUAGAAUUUUGGUUUUGUUUCCUUCUUUUAAUGCUUAUGAAACGGUUGAGGAUUUUCAGACCUUGCGAAAAGCUUGUUCCUUUGUUACACGUUCAUGACGAGACGAUGAAAAGAUCUUCCUGUUUCAUUACCGAGUAUAACAUUUAUCAUGUUGAAGAGAGGACUUGAUCCCCUCUAAAAAGUUAUCGUAAAACAAAUUUGAAAAGUUUUUAGAAUGUUAGAUUGUUUCUUUUGAUGCCUAUAAAUGAUGAUGCUUACCUCCCUUACUUCUGCUUCAAUGACAUAAUUUUUCCCGUAAAAACCAAAAGCUUUCAAACCAUCAUUCAAGGAUUUUGGAAACUAUUUAUUUCCACUCGUUUGAUGUGCUUAUGUUGAUUCUCUAUAUUUAGCUGUUUUGUAGGUGGAUUUACGACGAUACAGGACUUUAAACACACUAAAAAUCGCGAAGUUCAGGCGGAUACUUUUAUCUGUAAUGCCUGUUUAGCUGCUCUAAAAACGUCGUUUUCCUUUCAGCUAUUAUCUGUCAAUCAUUCGGAAAAACUAAAUUGGAGUUCUAAUAGUGAUAAGUUUAGUCUGCAUUGCACUCUUCCUCAGCAUGCUGCUUUCUUUUCUUUGUGAAAACCGCCCUUUCUGCAUUUGACUUUAACUCAAUUCGUUAAAGGAUAGAAACACUUUCGUUAUCAGUGAGGCACGUUCAAAAUAUUCUUAAGAUUGGUUUGCAAAUUCUACCUUCGGUGAGAUGAGGAAAACUGAAUCAAUAUGGACGGAAAUGUGUUAUUGAUAAUCUUAAUAAUCGUAACGCGUCGAAAAAGAUAUCUUUCUCCAGCUUGUUGCUUAUGAUAUUGACAAAGGAAGAAAUUUAUCCGAAGCGAGAAAAGACUAUUACUAAACUUCUGGGUGUAGAAAAUAAAACAUAAGAGAUGCUUUUGCUUUUAAGAAUGUUCGUUAUGUUUCACCUUACCUACAAUUAAUUUGUCUUUGAAGUUUUCGAGGCGGUAACAACAACAACCGUAUUUCGAAUAGCGGCACCGAGAAGAGGAGUAGGUCUUUCUAUACUCAGCCUUUCUUUUAUAUUUCCGGAAGAUCUCUAAAUUGUUUGUUGCCAUCUGUCUUUGGAGGCUAUAAAUUUCAUUCAAGCAACUGAGAUCACUGGUGGCAAAGCUUUCCGCUUAUUCAGUGAACAUCCAAAAAGUUCAUAUUAUUAUAUUUGUCUUUUUCGAAAGAAAAAAAAAAUGAAUAGGCUGAAUGAUUAAAUUUCCGGGUAUGCAUAUCAAACUCUUUCCCCAGUGCGACGAACAUUUGUUUUUCUCGGUUCCAGGUGUACGCAACCACUAACCCCACGUAAUGCGCAUGCUCUCCGUUACGAAUUUUCAAAAUGGCGGACAGGUCAAAGAGGGAAAUUAAAAAAACAAAGCGAUUUUGCAAUGAAUUCUCAACAUAUACCCUCGUUAGAAAGGCGAAUCCACGGAAGAAAGAUACAAAACUGUAUGAUAUUGAGAUCAAUAUGAUAUUAAAUCGAUACCGAGGGCCCGUUUAAUUGCCUUCCGCCACGAUUAUUAGCUUUCUUGACAGCUUUCUGAAGACAGAAUACUUUCUUUAUGAAGACUUCUGAUAUGCGGUUAUUGAUUAUUACACCUCGUAUACCUGAUUGCUCAAACACUUUGUCUACGAUUGUUGAAAGGACCGACUCAUGGUUCUCCGUCUUCGUCUUGACAUUUCUUUGAAAUAGUAAAUAGUAUAGACUAGUAAGCUGAAACGAAAAAUUAAUCAGGGAAGUUUACAAAAAUCCAGCAAACAAGCUUUAAAAAGGCAUUUAUUUAGACUUCAUACUUCAACGAACUUCACAAAUCUUACUUGUUUAUCUUGUAAGUAAACGAUGGCAGAUUAAUUCCCGAAGCGCUUUCUGAGUUUCCCGAUCCCUCUCCUACUGCUUUCACGCUUACAAAACAGGAAAAAUCAAAAGGAGGAAGAUACAGCUGUUUUGAAACGCCAUUUGACGAAGGUAAAUCUGCUUUUUGUUCAACACUUUACAUAUCAAAACAAAGGAAAUUUGUUCCUCUUUUUGGUUCUGGCGGUACAUUUUUAAUUUGCGCCUGCGUAAAAGAGAUAUCGCCCGAGACCCUUCGCUCGGUCGUGUUUUGAUCAAAAACGCCUUGUUAAUUUCACGCAACCGCUCGGAGAAAAGGUAAAAAUGACGAGGGAAAAACUUUACCUUCAAGUUAGAAAAUUAGCGAAAUAGAAAGCCGCAAUAUUAUAGUUUAAUAUUUCAGAGGUACAUUGAGUGCUUUUUCCGUAGAGAAUCCGCACGAUGGUAAAACAUUCGAAAAUUACACUCGAUUUGAGUGGGGUGUUGAAGUGGGCGUGGUCACUACAUUCAUGUUAAGACUAUUUGUACCCCAUGAGUUUGAUAUGUUAUUAGAAAUUCUCACUACGCACAAAAAAAAGUAAACAAACGUCCCUAUUGCCUGGUCAAAAACAUGCCACAUUUUAUAGUUUGGUUUGACUAUUUCAACGUUAUCAGUAAGAGUAAAAUGCCUUAACAUCGCUGCGGAUUAGUUAUCCAGUCUGUUGUUAGCUCAAUAAUAAAUGCAUCGCUAGUAUCCAUAACAAUGAGGUGAACAAAGAACUUAGCGAUAUGGCAGCUGUUGCACUUCCGUUUGCGCGACGAAGUAAAACAUUCAAAAUUACGUUUAGUUUGUUUACAUGUAGUGUGAAAUUUUAAAGACUGCUAGUUUUCAUAAAAAAUUCAUUCGCUUUACCAAAAUAAAUCCAUCACCGUGGGUUAACUCACAAGUAGUUUAAAACGAAGCAAAUAUCUCAUCCAAAACAUAAACUGUUGGAAUAUUUACGGCGGUUUUUAGGUCACGGUUAUUUUUAAAGCAGGUUUUAUUCCACAGCUAUUCGAGUUAUCCUGCAUGAGCAAACGACCUCUUACCAAAUUGUGUUUCUUACUGACAACUAAUUUCCGCAGCAAAACGAUGAUUUUAAAGUUUGCAUUUAACAACUGUUUUUCCUCUUUUUAUGUCAAAAAAUUUCCUCGACCACUUUAUCGUUGGGUUUUAUUGCGUUUGGCAGAAAACAAGAGGGAAAAAUCAUUAAAGGAGGCAAAAAAUUUAGCCAUUGCAACUACACACAAAUUGGGAGCCUUAAGUUUCAAAAAGGCUGAUUGGUUCAAAUGAGGAAUUUCUUGCAAAGCCAUCAAUGUACGAGUCUUAUAGUUCAGUGUAUUGGAUCAGCUACUUCAGUGCAAAGAAUAUAAAUGUUUUUAAAAAGAGCAAAUUAUCUUGCCGAAUUCGAAAUUAAAAUCUCGCCGUUCAUUUCACAAGAAAGGCUUCAAGAAACGUUCCUUCCAUAGGCUUCUUUUUAUGGGCAACUGGGUUUAUGAUGUCUUCGUUUCGGAUUGAAUGGCAAACAGCAGCAAGACUCCUGCAGUUUUAAAGAAUUGAAGUGCGUGAUCAACAAAACUGUUUAAAUGAGCGUCUAUGUUUAUAGUCUAAACACGGUUUUGACGUUCCAAACACGCUUGUAUUUUUAAGAAAUAUACUUUACAAAAGCAAUGGAGAACUCUUUGCCGCGUUUCAAAGCACGCAGGAAGCGGUUAGAGCAUGAAAGAAGUGUAGGGAGAAACACGAGACGUAGUCAAGUAGUCCCUACUUCUUGAGUGCUCUAGCCGCUUCCUAAGUGCUUUACAACAGAACAGAGCACAGUCAAGGCUUCUCUAUUUGUUUUAUAAUAAAGAAUCAGUUAAAUUCCCCAAGAAUUAUUUUCAAUUUUCAAAACAAACUUUAUUUCCAAAGCGAACAACAAUAUCGUCAGCAUGUUCUAUACUCUCAUAAAGCAUGCUACAAUAAGCCAAUCAGAAUUCCUGUUAGAAUGGUUCAAAUAAUCUGAUUGGUUGUACAAGACUAAAGCUGUCAAAAAUUUCAAACCAUCAAAGUUCAAAAACCAUCGAAGUUCAUAUUCUGCAAUAUUUAACAAACUAAAAUAAUUCGGCAUGUCGAAUUUAACACUUUUGCCCGAAGUUUUUUAGUUUCUAAUACAGAAUCUGAAAGUGGAAUGUUCAGUGAAAUUAGGCCCAAUUGUGGCUCACAAAAAUACGCAAGUUAAUUCAUAUGAAAAGACGAAAACAAACUGUUCAAGGCGAGCGUUUUAUGGGUGAACGACAGCCGAAUUCACCAGGACAUGAAGAUCGCUCGGAAUGACAGCGCCGUAAAACUCGGCUGCAGUGACUGAUGUGGCCUUGCACUCAACGCAUUGGAAAGGUUAUUAGAGCAAGCUCUUAUUUUUCCACUCGAAGGGUAGUCGAUUUAGUUCAUGAGGCUUACUCCACUGCGGUGACCGAAGAUCGCCAUGAUGAGCUAACCGCGAUAGACCUUAGCAUGAUAACACCGUCAUGAAUUUUAACAGCUAUGCCAGGUUAUAUUUUUCAUCAUUCCUGUUUUUUUUCUGUUUUUUUUUCAAACACUAAACUUUAUAUACUAUACAAGUGUUAGCUGUGUUUGAUUUUUAUUACCGUACGUACACUUGCAAUCUAACUGAGCGUGAAAACCUUUAAAACUCGGACUGUCCAUUUUGUUUCAUCUUUGAGGAUUUUUGUCUCUGCUCACGUUAAAGUAACGUACUACGUUUCGUAAAUUAUUGCGCUUGGCGUUUUUGCAAACCUUUGCUCGCUUGUUCCGAAAUUUCACUUUCAAUUAACGAGAGAAAAGCUAGAAAGAAGUCCUGGAAAACGUCGGACAUAGUACAAUUUGGCAGAUGGCGUGACAGCUUUAGCUCAGUUCUAUGCUCUAUACUCUCAUUGAGCACGCUCUUUUAACCAAUGACAGCAGAUAUUAUAUCCGAACUUUAUUGUAAAAAUUCAUAGAAACCGGCCAGGUUGAAUGAUCGUGCACUGAGAGAGUACUCCAAAGUUCUGUAUUUCCGUUUUAAAUAACUCCUUUUAUCGAUCUCUAACGUCAGCAACUGCACAGAUAACUAAGAGAGAAAUUGGAUAGAAUGGGGAACACAUGAUAGGGUCUCAAAAAUAAAAAAAUAACUGCAGCUGCUUACCAUCAGAGGUAUUAGAAUCACCACUUUGAAUGUAGCCGAUAACCAAAUUAUAAAUAUUUGUUGUUUUUAUUACUACGGGGAAAGGCAGAACGUCGAGUUUUCAAAUGGCAAGUAUCAAAGAAACCGGAAUCAUCAUGAGGAGAGAAGACUACCUUUUUCCACCAGAGUUAGAGUUAAAUUAAAUACAAACACAGCGGCAGAUCUAAAGAAAUAAAUGUCAUCGUGUUAUUUUAUUUUAUUUUGUUUUCUCGGCUGGAUCAUUUUUUCCCGUUUAAUAUUAUAUAUUCUAUAUAGUACUAUAUAUUCUUAUAUAGUACUAACCAACAGCUUUUAAAAAUUCAACUCUUUGAUCUGGGAAAUAGCUCAUCUCUGGUAGCAUUUUGCAGUUUGAAUAUGAUAAAGUAAAGGACUUAGUCCAAAUUAACGCAAUUCAGGUGUUUGCUUCCAUCCAUAAUUUCGGUUCGGUUCAUUCGGAAAACCACCUUUGGUCAAAUUCGACUUCACUUUUUUAGAGGAUACGAAGUACUUCGUUAUCAGUGAGGUAUGUUCGUAGGAUUUCAUUCGUUUAUAAACUCUAGUUUUGGUGAGAUGAGGUAAAGCGAGUUGAAAUGGGUGGAGAGAAAUUUGCACUCUUCCUCAGCAGGCUACUUUCUUUUCUAUUUGAAAACCGCCCUUUCCGCAUUUGACUCAAACUUAAUCGCCGGCCUUUUGUUUACACGUAGAUACGGAACUUUCUUUGAAUUAACGACAUACAGGUGUAGAACAGCUUGCCUAUUGUUCCUGUUCAGCUUCAGAACGCCAUCCGACAUCUAGAUAUCAUAUGUCAGACAUUUGCAAAACUAAUUUCGAGUCUUGAUAGUGGUGUGUUAAUUCGCUAUCAUUAAGAAAACCCCCAACUUGACUUAUAUUUUUUAGAGGAUACGAAGUACUUCCUUAUCAGUGAGGUAUGUUCGUAAGAUUUCAUUCGUUUACAAACUCUAGUUUUGGUGAGAUGUGGUAAAGUGAGUUAAAAUGGGUGGAGAGAAGUUUGCACUCUUCCUCAGCAUGCUACUUUCCUUUCAAUUUGAAAACUGCCCUUCCGCAUUUGACUCAAACUUAAUUCGUUGAAAGGAUAGAAACACUUUCGUAAUCGGUGAGGUAAGUUCAAAAUAUUCUUAAGAUUCGCUUGAAAAUUCUGCCUUCGAUGGGAUGAGGAAGACUGAAUUAAUAAGGAUUAUAACAUAGCUAGUAACUUUGUCUAAUCAAAUUCAAUGGCGCGAUCGUGCUUCAUAUUCCUAUUGCGCACGCUCAUGACGUCAGCAAACAAAUCCCUCGAGAAAAAAUAUUUUCCAUCUGGUUGAAAAUGUUAUAAAACAAUUGGUUCAUACGUCCGCUGUGCGUUGAUCGAGAUAUGAAGCACGCGGGAAGUUUGGAGAGUACGAAAGAUGCGUAAGAGACUUCGGGGCAUAUUUCCCCAAACCAAAGGAUCCUGUCACGAAAGGACAACAAACCGACGCUACUAAUCGGCGUUACUUUGUUUGGAGGCUUGGCAUAUCAACUCCGCCCACGCUCCUUUAAAUCGUGACGAUGGCGGCUUGCUUCCUGACGCCUAUUUACACCUCGUCAGAAAAAAGACAGCUAAUUAGCGAUCAUAUAAAAGGGCCUCUUGUUGCAGCGUUUAGAUCACCUCUGAUGAAGGCACUAGACAGGAGUGUCGAAACGUUAGGCCCAAUCUGUAAACCAGUGAAGCAUCAAACCAUGUCUGAUUGUCCACCUGGUUACCGUGUGAACUUUUAAUGUAUUAAUGUAUUUUACUCUAACUUGUUGCCUGACAAAGGAAGAAAUUUAUCCGAAGCGAGUAAAAACUAUGACUAAACUUCUGGGUGUAGAAUAUAAAACAUAAGAUAUUUUUUUCCUUUUAAAAAUGUUAGUUAUAUCUCACCAUGCCUACAGUUAAUUUGUCUUUGAAAUUUUUAAGGCGGUAACAGCAACAACCGUAUUUCUAAUAGCGACACCGAGAAGAAGAGCAGGUCUUUCUAUACUCAGUCUUUCUACUAUAUUUCCGGAAGAUCUCCAAAUUUUUUGUUGCCAUCUGUCUUUGGAGUCUAUAAAUUUCCUUCAAGCAAUUGAGAUCACUAGUGGCAAAGCUUUCCGCUUAUUCAGUGAACAUCGAAAAAGUUCAAUAUUAUUAGAUUCGUCUUAAUCGAAAGAAAAAAUAAGGAAUAAACGGAAUGAUUAAAUUUCCGGAUAUGAAUCUCGCAUGAAACAAGAGGAUCAGUUUAAGUGGACGAAUAGAACUUAGUCGGUCAAAACACUUUGAAAAAUGUAAAAAGCAAUAUUUGACAUAUAUCUUAUUGAGGAUAUUGAUUUCAUAUUUCAUUUUAUCUCUAAGUGAAAUGUUUUCUGUUAUUUUCAUAGCAGCUAACAGAGCUCAGAGAAAAUGCAGCCUUUCUACUCAGCUUCGCAGUGUAUUCCAUGGCUUGUGGUCUUCAUUAUCGAAUGUCUGGCCAUUGUCAUCUUUAAUAUCAUCACCAUUGUUGUAUUUGUGAAGGAGAAGCGUCAGCUACAGCGGCGGAGUACAUAUUUGAUCGUCCAUCUGGCGAUAGUGGAUCUCUUAGUGGGCGUAGUGUCUGGGCCACUACGGAUUGAAUUCGUAAUUGGGAGGUUCUGUUCUCUAUGGAAAUACAGACGAAAGACUAUUUGGUCUCAUAGAUUAUCUUUUGCAUUUUCACAUUUAUUCUUGUUCACUUCCCUUACAAAUCUGAUGGCUAUUUCCAUAGAACGGCUACACGCAACAUUUUGUCCAUUCAGGCAUCGCUUUGUGAGUAAAUGGGCUUAUAGAGCCAUAAUUAUUUUCAUUUGGUUAAUAGCUAUUGUUAGAGAAACCGCUCAAAUUUUCUUAUUGGAAAUUGUUGAUCUAAUGGUAAUUGAUAUUUACUUGUAUAUCCUGUUUUAUGCAGUUUCUCUAAUUGUUAUCUGUGUAUCUUACAUUCUCAUUGUUAUCAAAGUACGAUGUAGUCGUCAUCCUCAAUUCCAUUCUAGGUCCAAAAGAGAAAGAAAACUGACGGUUACUGCGCUUAUCGUCUCACUUGUAUCUUUACUUUGUUUUCUACCAGCAAUGAUAUAUCUAGCGUGUCUUCACCUUUCCUUCACUCGUUUUAUGAAUUUUCAUAUUUAUAUGGCUGUGUUAGUUUUAUUUUUAGGCAAUUCACUUGUAAAUCCUAUAAUUUACUCUCUUCGGAUGCCAGGAUUCAGAGAAGGUUUAUUACAACUAGUUUACAGGGUCCCUAACCUUUCUCGUAUCGCCCCAACAAACCUGCCUCUUCGUAACCUUUAG